AUGUGCAGCAAACAUAAAGAUGAAGAAACACAUGUUUCUCAUUUGGUUAAAAGUCUUUCGAUAGGUGAAGAUGGUUGGAAAAAUUUCGAUAAUCAAACAAUGGAUGUGGAAUAUACAAAACAUGACUCUAAGGAUAAUAAUGUGGAUAAUUGGGAGCCCAAUCGUUAUGAGGUGGACAAAAUUAUUGCUCAUAAGGUGGUGAAUGGCCAAGAUCUUUACCUGGUUAUGUGGAGAGGAUAUUCCAAAGACACUUGGGAACCUGUUGAAAAUCUCGAUGACUGCCGCGACAAACUAUAUGAAUUCCAUAAACUCUCUAAUGAAAUAAAAAUGAAUGAGCAACAUCAUCUUGAUGAGUUGGAUCCUGAAGAAGAACACAAUAUGUUUUUAGAUGCACUCCAUGAUUCUAGCCAUAUUAACUUUGAUCUUUAUGAUAAGAUCAUUCUUGGGAGAACAAGGGAUUAUGAUUAUUUGUCUGAACCUAGAAUUGAAAGUGUUCCUAUCGCCGAAAUUAGUGAAAGAAACCAAAAAGAAAAAGAAGCAAAACAGCAAGAUCAAAGUGACUAG
Cetraspora pellucida is the source of this 564-nucleotide messenger RNA. Lineage: Eukaryota; Fungi; Glomeromycota; Glomeromycetes; Diversisporales; Gigasporaceae. The record is from the annotation of a GenBank genome assembly.